This is a messenger RNA of Williopsis jadinii, 1210 nucleotides long. RefSeq names its product Sfh5p (gene SFH5). Gene Ontology annotation, cellular component: plasma membrane; cytosol; cortical endoplasmic reticulum. Lineage: Eukaryota; Fungi; Ascomycota; Saccharomycetes; Phaffomycetales; Wickerhamomycetaceae. The transcript has 2 exons. Bases 181 to 1026 code for a protein of 281 amino acids. Gene Ontology annotation, molecular function: phosphatidylinositol transfer activity. The record is from RefSeq and is a predicted model, not a curated record. Gene Ontology annotation, biological process: Golgi to plasma membrane protein transport; regulation of exocytosis.
AGCUGUAACAUCUGUGAUGGAUCUGCUCACUUUACAACGUUACAGUGCGACAACUCUUGGUGCUGGGCGGUGGUGCUGGGCACUGGAGUAUCGCACACAACGAUACAGCGCUACAAAUACCCGUGACUUCUCUGCCAUCCUCCACAACUCUUUGCCAAUUACCACCAUUAUCCCCACACAAUGAGCUCUAAAAACGAUAAGGAGCAUGCCACCCUCACUGCCUCUCUUGUGAAGGAAUUACCAGAGAUUGUUGAAGAAGCUGAGUACGAUGAGCUUUGGGGGUAUCAACUGACGCCAGAUGGCCAGUUCUACAACGCCGCUAUAGCUGAGAACCUCGUUUACAAGUUUUUGAAGGCUAACAACUGGGACGCCAAAUUGGCUAAGGAGCAGCUCACAAACACGCUCAAAUGGCGUAAGCAGUUUGAACCCUUGAAGGCUGCGUUUGAAGAGCAGCAUGCCGAGAAGUUUGACCGUGUUGUUGCGUUGACACAGUAUGGUUAUGAUGUUGUUACGUGGAACCUGUACAACUUGAAAGGUAAGUUCAAGCCAAAGGACUUGUUCACUGACCUCGAUGCCUUUCUGAGAUUCAGAAUCGGUAUCAUGGAGAAGAGCUUACAAAAGCUGGAGUUUGAUAGCGAUAGCAAAGACUAUAUGAUCCAGGUCCACGACUAUGAAGGUGUUAGCUUUAUGAGAUUCGAUCCUGACAUCAAGAGAGGUUCAAGGGCCACGAUCAAGCUGUUCCAGGACAACUACCCAGAACUGCUGAAGAAGAAAUUCUUCGUCAACGUCCCGACACUGAUGACGUGGGUGUACGACUUUGUAAAGCUCUGGUUGAACAAGCAGACAACAAGUAAAUUCGUCAUGCUUUCGAGUAGUGGUGAUCUGGCUAAACACAUCAGCCCACAAGUGCCAAAGAGCUAUGGAGGUAAGGGUCUGGCACUUACUGAACAGCACAUCUCUGAGGUUACGCCAACGGCCUACACGUCAUUCUUACUACAACAGGAGUUCACCAACGAGAUGGAUUGAUAGUAACGUGUGUAUUAUGUAAUUGGGAAUUCUUUCUCUUUCUGUAUUGUAUCUGUUGAUAAUAGCGAGGCUUAAAUGAAUUUGAGAACUGUCUCGUGUUGAAUAACGUCGUGCAAUGAGUGUAGUGUCUCAUAAAGCUCCGAGGCGUCGCCAUACUCCUUCUGUAAAUCGUCGCAAAGGUCCA